AUGUAAACAGCCAGCCGGCUAUGGAUUAUUAUGGUUCCUUCGUCGCACAAACUGUGAAAGUCAUUCACCAAUGGAAAAAGCAUACCUGUAGAUGUUCACGCGAGCUCGGGCUUCAGUGCGGGCUCAAACAAACUGUGAUUGGCAGUGGUACGUCUCAACAGACAGUGCGCACGCGGUCGCAUGCGGCUCAUCGGCGUUGCUGGCUCCGGUCGACGUCGGCGCUGGCUAUUGUGAUUGUGCUCGUAGCGUUGGGUGUCAUGUGGCCUUCAAGGCGCAAGCAGCCGCACAUCGUUUUCAUACUCGCCGAUGACCUGGGUUGGAAUGAUGUCAGCUACCACGGAAGCCACCAGAUUCGAACGCCCAACAUCGACGCUCUUGCCUGGAACGGCGUUCGUUUUGACCGACUAUACUACCAGCCUCUUUGUUCGCCUUCUCGUUCGGCUCUCAUGACCGGGCGCUACCCGAUACACACAGGAAUGCAGCAUCACGUAAUAAUGCAGCAUGAGCCCCGAGGAUUGCCUCUGCACUGGAAACUGCUUCCAGAAUGGCUUAAUGGACUAGGGUACACGUCCUAUAUGGUUGGAAAGUGGCAUCUCGGCUUUCACAAAACUGAGUACACACCCACGAGGAGGGGUUUUUCUAGCCAUGUGGGAUCCUGGGGUGGCUUCGUCGACUACUACACUCACGAUCGACGCACACCUGACAUGUCAUAUGGCUUAGAUUUUUAUCGUGACCUCAGGCCGUCCAGGAGUGAUGACGGAGCUUAUUAUACGCACAUCGUCAAUAAGGAGGCCGUAUCUAUUAUCAGGAGCCACCCGAAGGAAAAGCCAAUGUUUCUCUAUGUGGCACACUUGGCGCCACACUUUGCCACCGAGAGGGAACGGCUACAAGUUCCUGAAAUAUACCUGCGUGGCUACGACGCCAUUGGACACGUCAACAGGACUCUGUACGCCGGUAUGGUUUCUGCCUUGGACGAGUCUAUCGGCGAUGUAUUCAAGGCUCUCCACGAGGAAGGCAUGCUGGAAGACAGCGUUCUCGUGUUCACCUCGGACAACGGCGCCUGCUCGACGACUUUUGGUCUGGACGCAGCUUCUCCUUGGCCGCUGAAAGGAGAGAAGAAUACUCUCUGGGAAGGAGGUAUUCGCGUGCCCGGGCUGGUAUGGACAUCGCAGCAUCUUUGGCGCGGGCCUGGGUCCGUGUAUGAGCGUUUCUUCCACGUUAGCGACUGGCUGCCCACGUUAUAUGAGAUGGCAGGAGGAUCUGUGGAAGAGUUGGGAGACGUGGACGGCGUCAGCCACCUGCACUCAUUUCGCUACCCUGAAAGUCAAGUGCCAAGAAACGAGCUGUUAAUUAACAUAGACCCGAUCUUGAACAACUCGGCCAUUAUAUAUGGUCGAUACAAGCUAGUCAUAGGCACCAGCCUCAAUGGACAGAGCGACCGCUGGAUUCGUACAGCUGGUUUCCAGGAUCCCGAUGGAAAUUCAGCCGGCAGGGCCAUGGACGCGUGCAGAGAUUCUGUCGUCGUACGAGUACUUCACAGCCGUGGUGACUUGAGCCCCAUCUGUGGAGAACCGACGAAACCUAUGCCGGAGGCAGCUCAUUAUUCGGCGCCUCUGGACUGUGGCAGCAGGAACGUGGAAGUUCACGCACACUGCGACUCUGAGGCGGCGCCGUGUCUUUUCGACGUGGUCGAAGAUCCAUGCGAGUACAACAAUAUCGCCGACGAAAUGCCCGAGGUCGUUCAAAGGCUGCUGGCACGAUUGGACCACUACGAGGAGACUGCCGUGCCACCUGGAAAUCAAGAACCGGACGAGCUCGCGAAUCCUGCCCUCCAUAGCAAUGUUUGGGUUUCGUGGCGAGACCGGUAGCCAAGACUGUGACGUAGGCAGCUGCUCCGAUGCUCCGGUCUCACAUAACUGAACUAAGUGCGGCAACUUCGCUCAACGAGCCGCAACCUGUGCAGAGCACGUUAUGUUCGCGAGUUAGCACCGGUGUC
Messenger RNA from Dermacentor albipictus, 1996 nucleotides. RefSeq names its product arylsulfatase B-like. NCBI's taxonomy places the organism in Eukaryota, Metazoa, Arthropoda, Arachnida, Ixodida, Ixodidae. The record is from RefSeq and is a predicted model, not a curated record.